UGCUCACGAAGAUAGCUAGACGCUCUAGCUGAACUCUCGUAAAAAAGGUGGCGCACUUACUUGUGGAACGGAGACGUUUACGGACGAUCCGUUCCGUGUGUGUCUAGCUCCACAUGUGUUAAGAGCUUGGGCGUGAGAUUAGUUUUCCAUCGGUUGUCCGCGCUUGUAUUCGAGUGUGUUGCGUUGUUGAAAUAUUUUCCACCUAAAAACGACAGUUUUGGAAAAUUGAAAGGUAAAUUGCGAAGAUAAACGAUAGAAUAGAAUCUCGAGGCGAAAUCAGCGUGCUUUUUGAGCAGUGUUAAGAGAAAACGAAACACCGUGCAUCCUACAUAUCGCGUAGUGUACUGAAAGAGAAAGGAAAAGUGUGAGAGAGAUAAAAAGAGAGUGAGAGAAAGAAAGAAAUAAACCGUGUAUACCGUGUAUAUGUGUGUUGUGUGGUGGCUGUUGUUUGAAUAUGUGAGCUUUUUGCAGGUAGUUUUUAAUAAUUACUGCCGGAAGUGAUCAGAGUACCCAAAGUUGCCAAAAGUGUAGAAAAUAAAAAAAGAAUGUGCUGAUGCAAAGGCUUCUUAUGUUAUUUUGUUGAUUAUGGAAAAUACAAGGCGACAUAGAAUAGUGAUCAGAGCACCCAAAGUUGCCAAAAGUGUAGAAAAUAAAAAAAGAAUGUGCUGAUGCAAAGGCUUUUUAUGUUAAUUUGUUGAUUAUGGAAAAUACAAGGCGAUAUAGAAUAACACCUGAUCACAAGUUCCUGCAGUGUGUAGUUCGUGCCAAGUGAAUUAGCAAGUUUGGUGGUUUGAAGGGUGUGCAUGUGCAAAAGAAGCUGCAUGUGAAAAGAGUCGGGUGAGUUUGUUCUGUUCUAUGACCGAGGCAAGAAGUGCAUGUGCAACAAGGAAGCAAGUGCAAGGGAGGCGAAGACACAGCACAAGGAGACGUAGCAUUUUUCAACAUGGGACGCAAGAAAGGAGCGGGUAAAGCAAAAGCUGCUGGCAGAAAAAGUAGUUCGGACAUUAAACAAGUCGAAAAAAAGGAUGCCAAAAUGAAAGAUGAUCCAGGAGGUGGUGGCCACAGAGGAAGUGGUAGUAAUGGUGGCGUUAAACCCGCUAUGGAAAUAGCAAACCAUCGCAACGAAGGUAGAGCGACGACAGUGAGUCAGCGGCAAACGCAGCCACAGCAGCUGUAUUUGUCCAAAGCAGCGGACACUAAUGCUGAUGGUGGUGGGGAAAGGCAGAGCCAUCUGACAGGAGCAGCGGGGUUAGCAGUAAAAACUUCCACAACCAACAUCAUCAGCACUAAUCUCAAGUACCUGCACAAGAAAUUCAAGCGAAUCGCCAGCGCCACGCUUACGGAAGAGGAAGAGCCGCAGCAGCAGGUGGUGGUCGCGGCUACGACUACAUCGUCCACGACCACAUCGACGUCGACGUCAACAACAACGAUCAUAGGAAACGGACGAAACGGGCAUGAAGUAGAUGACGUUGCGUCAGCAGAUCAACUGCCGGUGGUGGUGUCCACAUGCUCUAUAAACUCGUUUCCCCUAGCUGAUCAGACAUCGCAGCGAUCGCACGAGUUGAGCACCGUCAAUGCAAGCGUUAGCGUAGCGGAGCGAAUCACUUCAGAUCGCGUCGCUGAUGAAUCGUCGCAAGUUGUGACCGUGAAGGCAGACUGUGGAAACGAUACAGAGGGCAGUGAUCUCGUGCUCUGUGUUCGCUCCAUCACAAGCAGUGUACCUUCGGACAAAUUCGGUCCACCACCUACGUCUGAUAGAGGAACAGCCCUUAUCGGUAUCACUGCUGCCUAUGAUUAUCACCAACAACAGCAGCAACAGUAUCAUCAACUCCAUCCAUCACUACAUCCUGGAGUGGCUGCCAUUGCUUCGUUCCCGCCUCAGUCGUUGCUAGUGCAUCCGCACCACCAAUUACUCUUUGGUCACCAUUCCCAAGAUCCACCCUUGGCGCAGCAACAACUUCAACACCGGACUAGUGCAAAUAACAUCAUAAGUAGCUGUAGUAGUAGUAGUACUAGUAUUAGCAGUAAUAGUAGUAGUAGUAGUAGUAAAAGUGUUAGCACUAACAUAAGCAACAACAACGCUGGUGGCGCUUCAAGCAAGCACGGUGCCGUGUUGCUUCCAACGGUGCUGUGCAGUCCAUCGUCUGAGUUGUUGUCGGCCAAAACCGACAAUAAUUGUAAUUUAAGUGUCGCUUCGUCAGCUGCGUUGCCGAAUCGCACGAUCGAAAAGUCUGCCGGUUUGCAGUACGUCGUGAGCUACUCGGCAUUACAGCAGCACCACCACCCUUCCGCACUAUUGUACGCAAACGGUGGUGGAUCAACAUCCACCAGACCACAUCAGCCAGGCCUAUCUUCGUCUUCUGGUGGUUCUUCGGGUUCCCCAUCUCCACCGACAGCAGUGUCCGGAGCCAAGCUAAACAGCAAUAUUACUUCUAACAGCAGCAGCGCGACCAUUAUCAGUACAAACCACGUCUCGACGACAGUGGUUUCAAACAGUGGAUCGUCAGUCGUUACCGUGACACCCACAGGACGAUACGUUUGUCCGUACUGCCAGAUGAACUGCAGCAAGCCGUCGGUACUGGAAAAGCACAUUCGACGGCACACCAACGAACGACCUUUCAAGUGCGUCCUGUGCGGGAUCGCCUUCAAGACCAAGAGCAAUCUCUACAAACAUCGUCGCUCCCGUGCACAUGCUUCAAAAAGCCAAGGCGAAGAUACAGCUGGAUUGUCCGUGCUGGACGAAGACGGCGGAUCUCUCGUAGGAUCCGAUAUAGACGACAAGGAUCUAAGUAACAGUGGAUCAGAAAUAAUGAAUUAUAGAGGGUCGCCGAUGGACGACCGGGUGAAUUCGCCCCAGCAGCUGCUGUUGGAGAAACCGUAUAAACCUAAAUUCCACAAUGCCGCUUUUUACACCAGGUUUGAUAACAAACCGCAUGUUGGAUUAGUUGGGGGAAGUACUCCUGGAAUUCAGCAACCCGUAGGACCAUCAACCAUCGUGGGAUCAUCUAACGUGACUUCGACAUUAUCUCACUAUUUGAAUGGUCAAAAUGUGGAAUCACUUGAGCAACACAUUUCUAAGCUGAUCUCGCAAAAUGAGGCCAUUGUGGAGGUAGUCGAGGCACCGCUGCAGAAAAAAUACCACAAAAUAACUGGAAUUAGUCGAGGCAUUUCAGUAAGCGGUUCGAGCACAACGCCAACAACGAGUCAUGCUGCUGCUAAUCAAGACAGUGCGUCUUCUCGUGUGGCCAAUGUGGUGCACCAGAAGCAACGUCACGAAGAGAUUCAGGAUUUGCAGCCUCCGCAACAGGAUCAGGAGCAUCAAACAUAUCCAUUACAUGCUCCGCAGCAACAUCACUACCUAAGCUACGUUCGCCAUCAGCAGCAUGCAAUGCCAAAUGUGAUAAAUUUAACCAAUAAGCCGAUUGUAACUCCCAAAUCGAUGGUUGCAUUGCAGCAGCAACAAUUAGUUUCGACUCCCGGUUCGACGAUUGCAUUAGGAUCAGUUCUUCCUGCCGUUGGAACUCACAUACAGCAAUCGCAUCAGUUGUCGAAUAUACCAGAGAACAUCCUUUUAAGUGGGAGUAAUAGCUCCUCGAUGGUAGAUGGAGCGAUCCAUUUUCAACCGCUCAAUCUUACCAAAGCAAACACGGCUGAAUCUGUGCAUGCAACUUCAGGAGCAUCAAUUCCAUCUCCUGCAGCAAUUACGUCUUCGUCAUUGCUAGUUGCAGUUCCGUCAUCUACUCCUACACCAGUGGAAGAAUCAUCAGUAUCGAUCCAACAGAAUCUUCCUUUGCCUCCGUAUCGAAAACGAACACGUGAACUGUCACCAGUGAUUGUUGCAAAUAAUUCUUCUGGACCUGCUGCUCACGUGUCUUUGGUCACUGUGUGCACUACUACUACGACAUCCGUGACCACUGUAUCUACAAUUGCAUCUCAGCCACCACAUAUUCCGUUGCAUAUUCAAGUGUCGACAGCACCGUCCACUCAGAUUGUUCCAACUGAUCGACCACACCGCCCGACAGCAACACCGACUCCCCCGCUAACCGUUGCUAAUCAUCCUCAAAAUCCGGAACGAUCGAUCAUCAAAGAUCUAUUGUUGAACUCACGUGGUUUCGGCGUCGUACAGAAUCCGGACGGUGAAAACGGUGAAAAUUUAUACACCUGCAAAAUGUGCAACGUGUCUUUCCGCGAUGUGGAUUCCCUCAAAUACCACAUGAUCUGUUACUGCCAGGGCAGCGGCAGCUCAUUGAACAGCCCUUCGGCUACAUCCAGCGCUCCGAUUAGCCCAAUUGGAUCACCAUCGGCUGCAGCAGCAUCAUACAUUCGCUCAAGAUCCGUUAGUAGUUUGAAAAACCUGGCACGUUCUUCGCUGAAUCCCCCAGUCGGACGCAGUCCAUCCUCGUUAUCGAAACUUGCCAAAUCUCAACUGACGCGACCGAAAAUUAAGCCGGAGAAUAUUUCUCUUUCGACUAUCAACGAUUCACUUCCGUCGUGUUCUUCACAAACAGUCGUUAGCGCAUCUGGAUCGAAAAAUGGUGCUACUGAAGCGGUUCAAAAUCCUUUACCAUCGCCAGGACCAUUACUUGGUAAUACACGGUUAGUGGAGAGUGGAAAGUCACCUCGUAAGAUAAACUCUAACGUCGAUUCCAAUGAGGGCACUUCCAAGAGGACACGUGUGGUUAUGAUUGGAACGUCCACAUCCGAAGCAAUCGUCUCUAGUGCAUGCGGUCCUAAUGCUAGCAGUAAUCGUCAGUUGUUUGGUGGAGGAGAAGAGGCUGUUGAACGCACACAUUCACAGGAAUGUGAUUCGAAGAUGACGGAAACAACAGAAACGAUUGCUAUGCAUUGUUAUGGUACAGGUGGUACAUACAUGCAGUACAAUAGCGGAGUGGAGGUAGAAGACGACGAGUCUCUUCAAAGAGAACUUCAGUUCCGUCAUACAUUGCGUUCCGGAGGAGCCUUGGUAGAAAUCGCAAAGCCAGCCGAAAUUCCUUCGAAAGCUCGUGCCCGAUCAAACGCGGUUGUAACUGUUGCACCGAAAGCAGCAAUAGCGCCAUCAACACAUUUCCAUUUUCCUCCAAUUAAUUCAAUUACAGCGUACAAUCCUUUAACAUUGCCAGCCGUUCCAGCUCCUGGGCAAGCAUCCCAGAUAGUGCAUGGUGGAAAGCUAAUUCCGUUCGUUCAGGGCAUUCCCGGCCCAAACACACUCACUUCCGUCAACCCACAAAUGGAACUCAUGACGCCAACUCGUACCAGUCACUCUGGCACAAGCACGCAAUCACUGCUCACCAUCAUGGUGCCUGUAUCUAGCGGGUCAAACACCACCGACACUGUUAUGAACCUUGAGUCUAGUUCGAUGUUCUAUAAACCACAUCAAGCAGUUAGUUCUUCCUUGCUUGCCACUGUUGGAUCACGAGGCCCUAAUAUUACAUCGUCAGGCGAACAGCCACAGCCACCAGUGGAACAGCCCAAAAACACGAUACCUUCUAAAAAUGGACUCAUGCGGUCGCAGAUAUGGUCACCGGCGAAACAACAAUCGCUAGAUUUCAGCAGCCCUUCACCUCCGGCCCCGAAAAAGAGCUUCAAUUUUACACGCAUGGCUGAUAAUAUCAGUCCGCGAAAGAAAGACAUCACGCUUGCGUCAAAAGCAGACGAAGUACGACAUUUCCACUUCGACACAGUGAUUGCCAAGUCGGACAUUAUGAUUAAACCGCCUCCUCCGCCUCCACCUCCAGCUGCAUCGACUUCGCAGGAUGGCAGCACGGCUUGUGGUCUAGAUCAUUCUACAGGACCAUCACCUAAACCGAACCGAUUUUUGCGACCAAAUACGUUACCUCUAAAACCUGGAACAUUUACGCCCAAGCGCCAUCAUGGUAUUACACCGACUAACAACACGAUGCCUCUGAUCUCUCCAGAAACGCCACGGCCAUCCAAGAGUUGUCGCGAGCUUUACUUUAACGGUCAUGCAUACACAAACAUUGGAUUGAAGUCGAGCACGAAACCAUUCUACUGUACCGUCAACAAAACUCAGCCGUUUUAUUUCCAGACGUCUAAACAACUCUCUAUGUACAGCAAUUGGCAGGUGCAUCCCGAAAACGAUCCGCAUCCGCUCGGGCUAAAACAGGUCACUGUGUUGUCACUGUACGAUUCUAAUCAGCAUCGUGAUAGACGGUAUGCUAUUGCCGGUUCAAAGACAACACCUUUUACAGUUGUUAACAGCAAUAGCAGUAAAAAUAGUGACCAACUCACAUGCUCUUCAUCCUCUUCGUCCUCAUGUGACAUUAAAGUUCGUAUCAGUCCCGUCGAAGUGAAUUCAAACGUACCCUGUCCACCGGCUUAUGUGCUGGCAACGCUAGCAUCGCAUCAGCCAUCCAAUCCUACGCAACCAGCAACGGCGUCUUGCAUUAGCUCGUUCGAUAAUCACUGCCGCUCACAAUCACCGCACAGCGAAAAAUCAAAACAAUUGGAAGUUCCUACCGGAUGUGAUACUGGCGAUGUCGGUGGAUCAUUUUCCCGGCAUGCAUCACGAAGUGCUUCGGCAGAAAGAGCACUCUCCGGAGGUUUCGAGAGCACCGAGGAAUAUACGUACGUGCGAGGAAGAGGUCGCGGAAAGUACGUAUGCAAUGAAUGUGGCAUACGUUGUAAGAAACCUUCGAUGCUGAAGAAACAUAUCCGAACGCAUACUGACGUUCGGCCGUACUCGUGCCAGUACUGUAGCUUCCACUUUAAAACGAAAGGAAAUCUGACAAAGCACAUGAAGUCAAAGAGUCACUUUAAGAAGUGUACGGAAUUAGGAUUAAAUCCGGUACCCGUGCUUUUGGAUGAUGAUGGAGCCGACAUCGACAUCGAUGGAGACCAACUGUCGAUUUCGAGCGAGCGAACUUCAACGAUUCCGGGUGACUCGGAUACAGCUAGCGAUACGGAUGGCGACGACACUGAUGAUAGCGACGAAGUAAAAAGUCGUUUACCAGAGCACGAAGCUGCUGAGGGAUUGUUAUCCCUGUCGAUGACGCGUCCAACUUCGGCGUGUAGUAGUACAGGGCAACAACCUGGUGUCUUAGGAGGCGGUGGAGAACCGGAAGCUGCCGCUGCUUAUAUAACGCAGCAUAUAAAUUCUUAUCUCACACCAGAUCAACAGCAACGACAUGGUUAUUCUAGCAGCCCACCAAUAGCGCGAGCACCGCAAACCGCAUCAUCCAUUAGGUCGUGUGCAGCCAAAACAGACCCACCGAGGCGAAUCAUAACGUAUGGUGGCGGACCAAAGUUGGAGUUUAACCUGUUGAAACACGAACAGUACUAUUCUGAUCCCAAUGUAGGCAAACGGAGACGCGACUGUGAUCGGAACUUCUCGUCUGCUAGUGACGAAGCGGCAGCUCAAGCAGGAGAUGCAGAUGAUGAGGAUGACACGGCAAGGCCCAUUGAUCUAACCAAGAAAACUCGUCUGCUGCCGGUACAGCCAAUUGUGUCCGCCCAGCAUCAGUAUGACCGUGCUCCCCUGCAACCCUGGCCAUGGUGACCAUUGCAAUUGCAACCACCUCCCGUCAGUGUGUAUCUUCCAACUGCGCAUGAUCGUUGCGAUCGUGAUCAAAUGUUACAGCAAUCUGCAGCAGUGUAUGAAAACCGACGCCAUGCACAACAACAGCAGCAACAAGUGAUUGUUCGAGUAUCGGAUGUGCUAGCACCGAUAAGCGAUACGGCCAACUUACUAACAACGCUUGUGUCAAACACAGAUAAAAUUCCGCUUGUGAUGGGACCAUUCGAACCAACCGGCGGCGCUACACCCGGUGGUGCUGGUGUUGAUGAAAAUGCGUACUUCCAUGAAUACUUAAAGGAGCGCGCCCUACAGGACACGCGCAUUAAGCAGAGUCAGAUGAAACCCAAUACUUCCAGUAGCAUCGUGAUGAGAGACACUCGGAUACAAGAUCCACUUUCUAAUCCUGUUCGUCAAAUUGUGUCGCAUUACCACGAAGAAGUCACCAGUGAUGCGCCACAAACAACAAUUCCAAUUAUUGCUGCUAAAGUAACUAAACCACCAGAAGUUAUUCCACAAUCUGUCUUGGGUGCAACCAUACCAACAUCGGCAAAUAAUGCAUCUAAUCCUGCCGUCUCGUCAGUUGCGUCAGUGGCAACUACUACAACAACGGAACGUGUAUAUCGGAUCUUCAGUGGAAAGAACGAACGACACCGCUCUUCCCCACUAGCAACGGAAACUGUCGAAUCGAAAAGUCCUGCCGUGACGAUGGAGUUGGACAAAGAAAAGUCGUCGGGGCAGAUCACAGUGUCGACUGUAACCUCCACAAACGAUUCCGCGAUCAAAAUGAGCAGCGAAUGUCCGCUUGUUUCAGAAAACGCGUCUCCAAUGGACACGCUGGCGGAAAUCGCUGCAGGUUCGCUGAAACUCGAUGUCUCCCGAGCGCAGCCGGUAUUCGAAUCAGAAUCUUUAGUAACUUCUCGUCCGCGAUGCAAUAGUACGAAUUCUACCAACCCCAAACCAACCGUUCCUGCAGUGCCAGAAAGUGCCAAAACGUUGGCCUCCGAGUACCUGAAGCUGGCACAGGCGGUAACAAAUGUUCGCAAGCGUACUGAGAGUGAGAGUGCUUUGGGAACAUCGGAGCUAUGCCAUCGACUGACCAGGAGCUACCUGUUGGAGGAUCGGAUGGAAACUACUCCUGUUCCUAUCGUCGUUUCUCCUGCUUCUCAGCAGCAACAGCAUGCAUCUGCAGGAGGUAAUCUGCUUGCGCCUGCCACAUCAACAGUUUCCGGACAAGCUAUGGCUGCGGCACCGCAAGCAGGAGGAAGUUCAGAAGCUUGUGCUGCUGGUAGUAUUGUAGCUCCUGCUCGUAAGGUGGUAGUGGUUGGUGAGGAGGGCUUUAAAACAUCCGGUGUUCGUGGCAGCGCAACUGAAUUUGUCGGUACACCAACGAGUGCUUUCACGCCAAUGCACCAGGAAGAUGGAGGGCGUCCGGUGUGUGAGAUUUGCAACAAAAAAUUUCACAAACUGUCCCAAUUGAGUAUACACAUGAACAUCCAUUACAUGGAGCGCAAAUAUCGCUGUGAACCGUGUGGUACCAGUUUCCGAUCGCAGGGGCUAUAUUUGAAACACGAACGCUCAGCGACCCAUCGCAAUAAAGUUUCCAUGACGACGACAUUUGGCGUAGCGACAGACAGCAAUCCUCGCCCAUUCUAUUGCCGUGACUGUGAGGUAGGGUUUCGCAUCCACGGCCAUUUGGCCAAACAUUUGCGGUCCAAGAUGCACGUACUGAAGUUGGAGUGUCUCGGGAAGCUCCCGUUUGGAACCUACACUGAGAUUGAACGGUCCGGUACAAACCUAACCGAGAUCGAUACGUCGGACUGUGAGAAUUCGCUGUCUAGUUUGAAGCGGCUUGCUACACGUCUCAAUGUCAAAGAUCCAGCAAAGGUUCUUCCUGGCGGAGGUAAUGGUUCUCACAGCAAUAGCAGCAGUAGCAGCAGCAGCAGCAGCUCUUCCAGUAGUAGUAGUGGUGCUGGCGCAGCCGGCGGAACUAGCGGAAAUGAAACGGAUAGCUGCGAAGAUAAUGAGGAGGACUCUGCUCAUCCACCAGUGAUGGUGAAUGGGACAAAUACUGUAGCGGAGCAAGAUGACGAUCAGCUCAACAUUAAUAACAAUGUCAAGCGAAAAUCGGAAGCUGGAAAGGGCUCCGAUUAUGAUCUCGCCACUGAACCGAAGCGCGCCCGGUACGCAGCAAACCUGGAAAGAGACUUAACACCUUCCGCACAUUCUCUGUCGGUAGAGGGAGCAGCGAAUGGCAGUUGCUAGAGCAUCAACCAGGAAGCCGAGAUAAAUGCCAGUUAUCGUGAUGUGCAAUGUGAUGGCUAACCAUGGUGCAGUUUUACUUCGAUAAGCGUUGUGUUGUGCCAAAUAAGCCAUCAAGUGGGUUUUAAUUACAAAGUAGAAUUAUUAAGUGUUCGUUAGCGUGUUGCCGAAUGGUUUUAUAGAGAAGUAAAAGAACAGCAAAGCAAAUACCGGCUCAAAUCAGCCGAGGUGUGAUAAAAGAUAUACUGUUUGUACGUACGAGCGUUCCAUGUUACGAGAGACUGGUUUCCUUCACAUUGCACUGCGACAUUUAAUUACAUCAAGCAUCAUUCAAAGAUAAAUGCAACAUAACCCACAGAACCGCAGAAUAUGUGCUGCUUGAAUACAGCGAAUUUAAUCAAGCUAUUGAAUCCAGAACCUGUCCAAAGUUUCAGAAAGUCGAAAUGAUGUAUAAUACGCGAGAACAAAGCGGAGCAUAUCGUUUAUUAGACGGUAAGGUAGCAUGAUUUCUAAUGAAGAGUAGUAAGAGCGUCCGUUUUUGAGCCAGAACGCACCACAGAAUCAAGGGGCGAGCAACCUAUAUUUUCUUAAACAAAUUGAUAAUUGUAGCAGAAAUAGCAUAGAGAUUCUGUACGAAUCUUCGUGAAGCAAGCGAAAGAUAGAAACACUGAUAACACGUACGUCUUACAUCAACAUUAUACAUAAAUGAAUGUAUACAUAAGUUAUACAAAUCUAUUUUUAUAUGAAAGUGCUCUUUUUUGCGUUCAGUCCACUGACUCUGUGCUGACUUUCGACUUUAAUUUUGUGGCGUUUAUGGAAACCUACCUUACCAAAAAGUUUUGUAGUAGUGUGCACCUUUUCCCAGCGGGAGUGCGAGAGGAAUUUACAUCCGUCAACAAUAGGUCAGUCCACCGAGUGGACAUGUCUCGUAUUGCAUAUCAUAAAAUUGAACGACCAAAACAAUGAAAUGAACGUUGAGAGUUAUGACACAUUUUUGACCAGUUUUCCGUUUAGUGAGAUGCAAGAAAAGAAGAUUCUUCUUUUGUUUUAUUGUCUUCCACGCACUUUGUGCUGUAAUGUUUACUACUCGCUCUUCUAGGUCAAGAGGCAGGCAAGAUUUGCAAAGAUAAUUCGUUCCUCUUCGUUAGUGGGCUCUCCAGUGCCAAUGCUUAUGGUGAAUUAAUUUAGCACGCCGCGAGCUGCUAGCUACUUGAUUUCCCGGCUGUUAGUUGAAGAGAGUUAAUACUUACAGCACGCACACGCCAUAAUAAUAUAGCUGAACGUUAUAUCAAAUCGCUUCAUUUGUAAAACAUCCUAAAACCUGCUACGUUAGUUGCGGGAAAAAUUUAACGUGAAACGCACGUGUCAAACUGAAAAUGAAUGAAACAAAAUGAUAUAUAGUUUAAGGACAGGGUAGACGAUAAGAGACUCUUCUAAUAGAUUUUUACAUACAAAUUUACCCGCAAGCAAAGCGUGUAAUAUGCAGUCCUGGACGUCUAGUUAAGGUUGAAAGGAAAAGAUAAGUGCAGCAAAGAGAUUGGAAUUUGGCCAUCAUUGCUGCCGAACACGAAACGGAAAAAAUUAACCGAUAGACGAGCAAGUAACUUAUUGCUUCCAAAACAUGUAGCAACACUUUUGGCAUUAUUUUUUUAAUCUUCCCAAAACAAAAGAACGUACAACGUAUAACUAUCGCGUCUCUGAGCUCCGCACUCAGUGCUGCAUCGUACCACACAAAACACAAACACAACCAGUAACAGAAAAACCACCUGAUAUAUGAAUAAGACCACAUAAGAAAAGAAUUGAGAAAUAUGUGCAAAUUUAAGUGAAUUUAACCCGAAGAUUGUAAAAAACUACGCAAACAUAUAUAUAUACAACAUCCUUAUAUACACAGACGCAUAUUUAAGAGGAACAUACACGUGCGUACCAUGGAGUAACGUUAUAUACAUAUACAUAUUUUGUAAGCGAGUAAGCACUGGUGGUGCAAACACUAAUCAGUCUAGCUACAAAAAUUAACGAUAAAAACCUUAUCAGCUAAGCCCUUUCUAUUGUGUACGUGGAUUUAAAAUAUAUACAGACACUCACUGUGGAAAAUAUGAAGAAUAUACGAAAAAAUCGAACUUUUA
This is a messenger RNA of Anopheles stephensi (Asian malaria mosquito), 11916 nucleotides long. It is a transcript of the gene shn, whose product is annotated as serine-rich adhesin for platelets. Gene Ontology annotation, molecular function: DNA-binding transcription factor activity, RNA polymerase II-specific; RNA polymerase II cis-regulatory region sequence-specific DNA binding; zinc ion binding. Gene Ontology annotation, cellular component: nucleus. NCBI's taxonomy places the organism in Eukaryota, Metazoa, Arthropoda, Insecta, Diptera, Culicidae. The record is from RefSeq and is a predicted model, not a curated record. Gene Ontology annotation, biological process: regulation of transcription by RNA polymerase II.